AUGGGCGGCGUGGCGGGCGGGCGGCGGUCUGGCUCGCUCUUCGUCUACUCGAGCCUCGUCUCGUGUGCCGCCUCUUGGGCGGCGUGGCGUGGCGGGCGGCUGUCUCUGCCGCCGCCUCGUGCGAGCCUCGUCUCGCUCUUCGUCUACCCGAGCCUCGUCUCGUGUGCCGCCUCGUGGGCGGCGUGGCGUGGCGGGCGGCCGUCUGUGCCGCCGCCUCGAGUGAGCCUCGUCUCGCUCUUCGUCUACUCGAGCCUCGUCUCGUGUGCCGCCUCGUGGGCGGCGUGGCGUGGCGGGCGGCUGUCUCUGCUACCGCCUCGUGUGAGCCUCGUCUCGCUCUUCGUCUACUCGAGCCUCGUCUCGUGUGCCGCCUCUUGGGCGGCGUGGCGUGGCGGGCGGCUGUCUCUGCUGCCGCCUCGAGUGAGCCUCGUCUCGCUCUUCGUCUACUCGAGCCUCGUCUCGUUGAGCCUCGUCUCGCUCUUCGUCUACUCGAGCCUCGUCUCGUGUGCCGCCUCGUGGGCGGCGUGGCGUGGCGGGCGGCUGUCUCUGCCGCCGCCUCGUGUGAGCCUCGUCUCGCUCUUCGUCUACUCGAGCCUCGUCUCGUGCGCCGCCUCGUGGGCGGCGUGGCGUGGCGGGCGGCUGUCUCUGCCGCCGCCUCGAGUGAGCCUCGUCUCGCUCUUCGUCUACUCGAGCCUCGUCUCGUGCGCCGCCUCGUGGGCGGCGUGGCGUGGCGGGCGGCUGUCUCUGCCGCCGCCUCGAGUGAGCCUCGUCUCGCUCUUCGUCUACUCGAGCCUCGUCUCGUGUGCCGCCUCGUGGGCGGCGUGGCGUGGCGGGCGGCCGUCUGUGCCGCCGCCUUGUGUGAGCCUCGUCUCGCUCUUCGUCUACUCGAGCCUCGUCUCGUGUGCCGCCUCUUGGGCGGCGUGGCGUGGCGGGCGGCCGUCUGUGCCGCCGCCUCGAGUGAGCCUCGUCUCGCUCUUCGUCUACUCGAGCCUCGUCUCGUGUGCCGCCUCGUGGGCGGCGUGGCGUGGCGGGCGGCUGUCUCUGCUACCGCCUCGUGUGAGCCUCGCCUCGCUCUUCGUCUACUCGAGCCUCGUCUCGUUGAGCCUCGUCUCGCUCUUCGUCUACUCGAGCCUCGUCUCGUGUGCCGCCUCGUGGGCGGCGUGGCGUGGCGGGCGGCUGUCUCUGCCGCCGCCUCGUGUGAGCCUCGUCUCGCUCUUCGUCUACUCGAGCCUCGUCUCGUGCGCCGCCUCGUGGGCGGCGUGGCGUGGCGGGCGGCUGUCUCUGCCUCCGCCUCGAGUGAGCCUCGUCUCGCUCUUCGUCUACUCGAGCCUCGUCUCGUGUGCCGCCUCGUGGGGCGGCGUGGCGUGGCGGGCGGCCGUCUGUGCCGCCGCCUCGUUGAGCGUCGUCUCGCUCUUCGUCUACUCGAGCCUCGUCUCGUGUGCCGCCUCGUGGGCGGCGUGGCGUGGCGGGCGGCUGUCUCUGCCGCCGCCUCGAGUGAGCCUCGUCUCGCUCUUCGUCUACUCGAGCCUCGUCUCGUGUGCCGCCUCGUGGGCGGCGUGGCGUGGCGGGCGGCUGUCUCUGCCGCCGCCUCGAGUGAGCCUCGUCUCGCUCUUCGUCUACUCGAGCCUCGCCUCGUCUGCCGCCUCGUGGGCGGCGUGGCGUGGCGGGCGGCCGUCUCUGCCGCCGCCUCGAGUGAGCCUCGUCUCGCUCUUCGUCUACCCGAGCCUCGUCUCGUUGAGCCUCGUCUCGCUCUUCGUCUACUCGAGCCUCGUCUCGUGCGCCGCCUCGUGGGCGGCGUGGCGUGGCGGGCGGCUGUCUCUGCCGCCGCCUCGAGUGAGCCUCGUCUCGCUCUUCGUCUACUCGAGCCUCGUCUCGUGCGCCGCCUCGUGGGCGGCGUGGCGUGGCGGGCGGCUGUCUCUGCCGCCGCCUCGAGUGAGCGUCGUCUCGCUCUUCGUCUACUCGAGCCUCGUCUCGUGUGCCGCCUCGUGGGCGGCGUGGCGUGGCGGGCGGCCGUCUCUGCCGCCAGCUUGUGUGAGCCUCGUCUCGCUCUUCGUCUACUCGAGCCUCGUCUCGUGUGCCGCCUCUUGGACGGCGUGGCGUGGCGGGCGGCUGUCUCUGCCGCCGCCUCGAGUGAGCCUCGUCUCGCUCUUCGUCUACUCGAGCCUCGUCUCGUGUGCCGCCUCGUGGGCGGCGUGGCGUGGCGGGCUGCUGAAUCUGCCGCCGCCUCGAGUGAGCCUCGUCUCGCUCUUCGCCUACUUGAGCCUCGUCUCGUGUGCCGCCUCGUGGGCGGCGUGGCGUGGCGGGCGGCCGUCUCUGCCGCCGCCUCGAGUGAGCCUCGUCUCGCUCUUCGUCUACUCGAGCCUCGUCUCGUGUGCCGCCUCGUGGGCGGCGUGGCGUGGCGGGCGGCUGUCUGUGCCGCCGCCUCGAGCGAGCCUCGUCUCGCUCAUCGUCUACUCGAGCCUCGUCUCGUUGAGCCUCGUCUCGCUCUUCGUCUACUCGAGCCUCGUCUCGUGUGCCGCCUCGUGGGCGGCGUGGCGUGGCGGGCGGCUGUCUCUGCCGCCGCCUCGUGUGAGCCUCGUCUCGCUCUUCGUCUACUCGAGCCUCGUCUCGUGCGCCGCCUCGUGGGCGGCGUGGCGUGGCGGGCGGCUGUCUCUGCCGCCGCCUCGAGUGAGCCUCGUCUCGCUCUUCGUCUACUCGAGCCUCGUCUCGUGCGCCGCCUCGUGGGCGGCGUGGCGUGGCGGGCGGCCGUCUGUGCCGCCGCCUUGUGUGAGCCUCGUCUCGCUCUUCGUCUACUCGAGCCUCGUCUCGUGUGCCGCCUCUUGGACGGCGUGGCGGGCGGCUGUCUCUGCCGCCGCCUCGAUGAGCCUCGUCUCGCUCUUCGUCUACUCGAGCUUCGUCUCGUGUGCCGCCUCUUGGGCGGCGUGGCGUGGCGGGCGGCUGUCUCUGCCGCCGCCUCGUGCGAGCCUCGUCUCGCUCUUCGUCUACCCGAGCCUCGUCUCGUGUGCCGCCCCGUGGGCGGCGUGGCGUGGCGGGCGGCCGUCUGUGCCGCCGCCUCGAGUGAGCCUCGUCUCGCUCUUCGUCUACUCGAGCCUCGUCUCGUGUGCCGCCUUUUGGGCGGCGUGGCGUGGCGGGCGGCUGUCUCUGCCGCCGCCUCGUGCGAGCCUCGUCUCGCUCUUCGUCUACUCGAGCCUCGUCUCGUGUGCCGCCUCGUGGGCGGCGUGGCGUGGCGGGCGGCCGUCUGUGCCGCCGCCUCGAGUGAGCCUCGUCUCGCUCUUCGUCUACUCGAGCCUCGUCUCGUGCGCCGCCUCGUGGGCGGCGUGGCGUGGCGGGCGGCUGUCUCUGCCGCCGCCUCGUGCGAGCCUCGUCUCGCUCUUCGUCUACUCGAGCCUCGUCUCGUGUGCCGCCUCGUGGGCGGCGUGGCGUGGCGGGCGGCUGUCUCUGCCGCCGCCUCGAGUGAGCCUCGUCUCGCUCUUCGUCUACUCGAGCCUCGUCUCGUGUGCCGCCUCGUGGGCGGCGUGGCGUGGCGGGCGGCUGUCUCUGCCGCCGCCUCGAGUGAGCCUCGUCUCGCUCUUCGCCUACUCGAGCCUCGUCUCGUGUGCCGCCUCGUGGGCGGCGUGGCGGGCGGCUGUCUCUGCUGCCGCCUCGAUGAGCCUCGUCUCGCUCUUCGUCUACUCGAGCCUCGUCUCGUGUGCCGCCUCGUGGGGCGGCGUGGCGGGCGGCUGUCUCUGCCCGCCUCGAGUGAGCCUCGUCUCGCUCUUCGUCUACUCGAGCCUCGUCUCGUGUGCCGCCUCGUGGGCGGCGUGGCGUGGCGGGCGGCUGUCUCUGCCGCCGCCUCGAGUGAGCCUCGUCUCGCUCUUCGUCUACUCGAGCCUCGUCUCGUGUGCCGCCUCGUGGGCGGCGUGGCGGGCGGCUGUCUCUGCCGCCGCCUCGA
Molecule: messenger RNA, 3928 nt
Organism: Emiliania huxleyi CCMP1516
Lineage: Eukaryota; Haptophyta; Isochrysidales; Noelaerhabdaceae
Exons: 8
Source: RefSeq, a predicted model, not a curated record